Eubalaena glacialis (North Atlantic right whale) is the source of this 1726-nucleotide messenger RNA. RefSeq names its product histocompatibility minor 13 (gene HM13). The transcript has 13 exons. Gene Ontology annotation, cellular component: cytoplasmic side of endoplasmic reticulum membrane; lumenal side of endoplasmic reticulum membrane; membrane. Gene Ontology annotation, biological process: membrane protein proteolysis. The coding region runs from base 119 to 1399 and encodes 426 amino acids. The record is from RefSeq and is a predicted model, not a curated record. NCBI's taxonomy places the organism in Eukaryota, Metazoa, Chordata, Mammalia, Artiodactyla, Balaenidae. Gene Ontology annotation, molecular function: aspartic endopeptidase activity, intramembrane cleaving.
AGGACGUCACUUCCUGUUUCUUUAGGGGAACGUGGCUUUCCCCACAGCGCCCGUCUUCACUUCUGCGUCUCUGCUGCAGCUGCCGGAGCUGGAGUUGGACCCCGAGUGCAGCCUUGCCAUGGACUCGGCCCUCAGCGACCCGCAUAACGGCAGUGUCGAGGCAGGCGGCCCAACCAACGGCACGACGCGGCCGCCUUCCACGCCCGAGGGCAUCGCGCUGGCCUAUGGCAGCCUCCUGCUCAUGGCGCUGCUGCCCAUCUUCUUCGGCGCCCUGCGCUCCGUGCGCUGCGCCCGCGGCAAGAAUGCCUCGGACAUGCCCGAGACCAUCACCAGCCGGGACGCUGCCCGGUUCCCCAUCAUCGCCAGCUGCACGCUCUUGGGGCUCUACCUCUUUUUCAAAAUAUUCUCCCAGGAGUACAUCAACCUCUUGCUGUCCAUGUAUUUCUUCGUGCUGGGAAUCCUGGCCCUGUCCCACACCAUCAGCCCCUUCAUGAAUAAGUUUUUUCCAGCCAACUUCCCAAAUCGACAGUACCAGCUGCUCUUCACCCAGGGCUCUGGGGAGAACAAGGAAGAGAUCAUCAAUUAUGAGUUUGACACCAAGGACCUGGUGUGCCUGGGCCUGAGCAGCAUCGUUGGCGUCUGGUACCUGCUGAGAAAGCACUGGAUUGCCAACAACCUCUUCGGCCUGGCCUUUUCCCUUAACGGGGUGGAGCUCCUGCACCUGAACAACGUCAGCACCGGCUGCAUCCUGCUGGGCGGGCUCUUCAUCUACGAUAUCUUCUGGGUAUUUGGCACCAAUGUGAUGGUGACAGUGGCCAAGUCCUUUGAGGCACCAAUAAAAUUGGUGUUUCCCCAGGAUCUGCUGGAGAAGGGCCUGGAAGCGGACAAUUUUGCCAUGCUGGGACUCGGAGACAUCGUCAUUCCAGGAAUCUUCAUCGCCUUGCUGCUGCGUUUUGACAUCAGCUUGAAGAAGAACACGCACACCUACUUCUACACCAGCUUUGCAGCCUACAUCUUCGGCCUGGGCCUGACCAUCUUCAUCAUGCACAUCUUCAAACAUGCCCAGCCUGCGCUCCUGUACCUGGUCCCCGCCUGCAUCGGCUUUCCUGUCCUGGUGGCACUGGCCAAGGGAGAAGUGACAGAGAUGUUCAGCUACGAGUCCUCAGCGGAAAUCCUGCCUCAUACCCCGAGGCUCACCCACUUCCCCACAGUCUCGGGCUCCCCAGCCAGCCUGGCGGACUCCAUGCAGCAGAAGCUAGCUGGCCCUCGCCGCCGGCGCCCGCAGAAUCCCAGCGCCAUUUAUGAGGAGUCAAAUCCUAAGGAUCCAGCAGCAGUGACAGAAUCCAAAGAGGGAACAGAGGCCUCAACAUCGAAGGGGCUGGAGAAGAAGGAGAAAUGAUGCGGCUGGUGCCUGACCCUCUGAGGGCCAGACACACGGGCGGGGUGGUCCCCCCCACACGGGCCCGCACGGCCGCAGUCCUGCUGAAGGGGACCGGCAGCUCCAGGAGAGGGGCAGGGGCAGCAGGCUCCCUCCAACGGGACCUCCGGGGCCUGGUUCCCUCUCCCCCUUCUCUGGCCUCGCUCUGCCCCUCCCCAUCCCUGCCCACAAAGGAAGCCCCAACUGCCCCCACCCCCCCGCAAGGUGCCAGGUGGGAAAAGUGGGUCUGAUUUUUAGACUUUUGUAUUGUGGACUGACUUUGCCUCACAUUAAAAAUUCAUCCCAUUG